AUGUCCAUAGCACUCAAGCAAGUCUUUAAUAAAGAUAAGACUUUCCGCCCAAAACGCAAGUUUGAACCUGGAACCCAGAGGUUUGAACUUCACAAACGAGCGCAGGCCUCUCUGAACUCAGGCGUGGACUUGAAAGCAGCUGUGCAGUUGCCCAGUGGAGAAGACCAAAAUGACUGGGUGGCUGUCCAUGUUGUCGACUUCUUCAAUAGGAUCAACCUCAUUUAUGGAACUAUCUGUGAGUUCUGCACAGAGAGGACCUGCCCAGUGAUGUCUGGAGGCCCUAAGUAUGAGUACCGGUGGCAGGAUGACAUGAAGUACAAGAAGCCCACAGCAUUGCCAGCACCCCAAUAUAUGAAUCUUCUCAUGGACUGGAUCGAAGUGCAAAUCAACAAUGAGGAUAUAUUUCCUACGAGUGUAG
Molecule: messenger RNA, 418 nt
Organism: Fulmarus glacialis (Northern fulmar)
Lineage: Eukaryota; Metazoa; Chordata; Aves; Procellariiformes; Procellariidae
Product: MOB kinase activator 3B
Exons: 1
Biological process (GO): positive regulation of protein phosphorylation; signal transduction
Cellular component (GO): nucleus; cytoplasm
Molecular function (GO): protein kinase activator activity
Source: RefSeq, a predicted model, not a curated record